This is a messenger RNA of Rosa chinensis, 3078 nucleotides long. Its product is annotated as trifunctional UDP-glucose 4,6-dehydratase/UDP-4-keto-6-deoxy-D-glucose 3,5-epimerase/UDP-4-keto-L-rhamnose-reductase RHM1. Lineage: Eukaryota; Viridiplantae; Streptophyta; Magnoliopsida; Rosales; Rosaceae. Gene Ontology annotation, biological process: auxin export across the plasma membrane; UDP-rhamnose biosynthetic process; flavonol biosynthetic process. The record is from RefSeq and is a predicted model, not a curated record. Gene Ontology annotation, molecular function: UDP-glucose 4,6-dehydratase activity; UDP-L-rhamnose synthase activity; dTDP-glucose 4,6-dehydratase activity. The coding region runs from base 671 to 2710 and encodes 679 amino acids. The transcript is spliced from 3 exons.
UGCUCACCCAUUAAAGCUUUUAGUUUUAUGGUCAAUGUGGGUUUUGCUGCUAAUGCAUAAUGGUUUUACUUCUGUGCAAAGUUUGAACCUUUUGUCAAUUUUUGGGUAGAGGGAGUAAGAUCUGGGUCCGUUCUGUGCUGCAUUUUUCAUAGAUCCGGUAGAUUUGGGUGCUUUGCAUUUUGGGUUCUUGUUGUUUUUGAAAAUUUGGAAGUUGAAGAAAAUGUGAACUGUUUGGUUUCCAUGUGAAAAUGGAGUCAGGACAAGCAAUGUGAAAGGAGUAAAAACUGGUCUGGCUGUAUUUUCAUAAAGUUGCGUAUUGCGUAAUCUCUGCCGUUAUCUUAAUUAAUUAGGUGGUCUGUCAAUUUUCGCUUUUUAUCAUGAUUAGAUAUCUCUUUUACAGCUUCUUCUGUGUCACAUUGUACAUGAAGACAUGAAUAAUUGAAUAUCAGGUGGGAUAGAUUUUGUUUCUUCAAAUUCGAUAAUUCUGAUUUAGCUAAACUCUUUAGAUUAAAGUUUAGAUUGACAUUUACAAAGAAACCAGCUUUACUCAUCUCGUGGGAAUAUGUCUUUUUAGCUUUGAUUAGAAAAUGAAAUGUCUUGAUAAAGGUCUCCUAAAUCUUUACCAUUGGUUACAACGCUUGAAACUCCUAGUAAGAGAGCUCUUUCAGAUAUGGGCACCGCCUAUAAACCGAAGAACAUCCUCAUUACUGGAGCUGCUGGCUUCAUCGCAUCCCAUGUUUGCAAUCGGCUUAUCAGGAACUACCCUGAAUACAAGAUUGUCGUCCUUGACAAGCUUGAUUACUGUUCAAAUUUGAAGAACCUUCAUCCUUCAAGGUCAUCCCCAAACUUCAAAUUUAUCAAGGGAGACAUUGGAAGCGCUGACCUUGUCAACUUCAUCCUUCUCACCGAGUCCAUUGAUACAAUAAUGCACUUCGCUGCCCAGACCCAUGUUGACAACUCAUUUGGUAACAGCUUUGAGUUCACUAAAAACAACAUAUAUGGCACGCAUGUUCUUCUAGAAGCAUGCAAAGUCACUGGCCAAAUCAAAAGGUUCAUCCAUGUUAGCACAGAUGAAGUUUAUGGGGAGACAGAUGAGGAUGCUGUGGUGGGAAAUCAUGAGGCUUCUCAGCUUCUUCCCACAAACCCCUACUCUGCGACUAAAGCUGGAGCAGAGAUGCUUGUUAUGGCAUAUGGACGUUCAUAUGGGCUGCCUGUGAUAACUACCAGGGGAAACAAUGUUUAUGGCCCCAAUCAGUUCCCUGAAAAGAUGAUUCCAAAGUUCAUGCUCUUGGCUAUGAAAGGGAAGACUCUUCCCAUUCACGGUGAUGGAUCAAAUGUCAGGAGUUAUCUCUAUUGUGAGGAUGUAGCCGAGGCAUUUGAGGUCAUUCUCCAUAAGGGUGAGGUAGGCCAUGUCUACAACAUUGGGACAAAGAAAGAGAGGAGGGUAGUUGAUGUCGCUAGGGAAAUUUGCCAACUGUUCUCGUUGAACCCAGAUACAUAUAUUAACUUUGUUGAGAAUAGACCUUUUAAUGAUCAGAGGUAUUUUCUGGAUGACCAAAAGCUUAAAAACUUGGGAUGGUCUGAAAGUACUUCAUGGGACGAAGGUUUGAGGAAGACAAUGGAAUGGUACGUCAAGAAUCCUCAUUGGUGGGGAGAUGUUUCUGGAGCACUGCUCCCUCAUCCAAGAAUGCUCAUGGUUCCUGGAAUUGAAAGAAACUUUGAUGGGCCUGAUACAAGCAAUUCCGAUUCCCCUGUGCCAGCAACUGAUUCUAGUCAAAGCCAAGUGGUUGUUCCAGCUCCUAGGGGCAUUCCAUCUACUCAGAAGCCAUCUCUGAAGUUCCUGAUUUAUGGGAGCACAGGGUGGAUUGGAGGCCUUCUUGGGAAGAUUUGUGAGAAACAAGGGAUAUCGUUUGAGUAUGGACGAGGGCGGCUCCAGGAACGUUCUCAGCUCUUGGCUGAUAUUCAGAGAGUUAAGCCAACCCAUGUUUUCAAUGCUGCUGGAGUGACUGGCAGACCCAAUGUGGAUUGGUGUGAAUCUCAUAAACCAGAAACAAUUCGGACCAAUGUUGUGGGUACAUUGACCUUGGCUGAUGUCUGCAGAGAGCACAACCUCCUAAUGAUGAAUUAUGCUACUGGUUGUAUCUUCGAGUACGAUGCAGCUCAUCCAUCAAGAUCAGGAAUUGGGUUCAAGGAGGAAGAUACACCAAAUUUCACUGGUUCAUUUUACUCCAAAACCAAAGCCAUGGUGGAAGAGCUUUUGAAAGAAUAUGACAAUGUCUGCACUCUUAGAGUUCGAAUGCCUAUAUCAUCUGAUCUCAGCAAUCCACGCAACUUCAUCACAAAGAUCUCCAAGUACAACAAAGUGGUUGAUAUUCCAAACAGCAUGACUAUCUUGGAUGAACUUCUACCGAUUUCAGUUGAGAUGGCCAAGAGGAACUUGAAGGGCAUUUGGAACUUCACAAACCCUGGUGUUGUUAGUCACAAUGAGAUCCUGGAGAUGUACAAGAAGUACAUAGACCCCAGUUUCAAGUGGGUUAAUUUUACAUUGGAAGAACAAGCCAAGGUUAUUGUGGCCCCAAGAAGUAACAAUGAGAUGGAUGCAUCCAAGUUGAAGAAAGAGUUCCCUGAACUAUUGCCAAUCAAGGAGUCGCUGAUUAAAUACGUCUUUGAGCCCAACAAGAAAACAUUUGCUGGUGGAGCAGCAAAUUAAGUGUUUGAUGAACCUCUACACCUCAUUACCAUUUCAUAAUUAUUUCAUAAUUUAUGCAUAUCUUUAUUCUUUUCCCUGGUUAUUAGGGCAUGAAUUACUGCAUGUUGUCAUUUUAGUCACCGUCCUCGUGUCAUUUUAGUCAGUUCCCUUGUGUCAUCCUAUUAGUGCAAUUCAUUUCUAUGAUAUGAUAACUAGGAUAAUUUCAUGGGUUGGGAAUAUUGGUUUUAGUCUGGCUAUUGUGAGAUAAGGAGCUUUGAAAUUGCUUCAUAUAUCUAGAAGGUCACAUCAAGUAUUGUAAUUUUUUAUAUGCAAUAAAAAAAAUCAUGUAAUUUUGGAUAUCUAUUAUACAAGUUGUUCUUUUUUCCCUA